AUGAAUUCCUUGGGAGGCGGUUCUCGCUAUCAGGCAAGGCAAAACUGUCCAGACGGAGUGCAGCGACUGAUUCAGCCGAGCAGUCUGCCGAUCCGAGACGCGGCUGGUCACGCCCGUGACGCGCCUAUUAUUAUUGACACUACCACCGACGCGAGCGAGAGCACGGAUGCGGACAGCGCGGACUUUCUGCAGAUGUCACUCUCAACGCAGGCCAGUGAUACACGGUACAUAAGGCAUCGAGUGUGGAUGAUAACCUUACCUUCACCCCCUCUCGCCCCACUACCGACUGAGUAG
Molecule: messenger RNA, 294 nt
Organism: Penicillium egyptiacum
Lineage: Eukaryota; Fungi; Ascomycota; Eurotiomycetes; Eurotiales; Aspergillaceae
Source: the annotation of a GenBank genome assembly